This is a messenger RNA of Vigna angularis (adzuki bean), 678 nucleotides long. Its product is annotated as basic form of pathogenesis-related protein 1. Gene Ontology annotation, cellular component: extracellular region. Lineage: Eukaryota; Viridiplantae; Streptophyta; Magnoliopsida; Fabales; Fabaceae. The transcript has a single exon. The record is from RefSeq and is a predicted model, not a curated record. The coding region runs from base 55 to 534 and encodes 159 amino acids.
UAGUCACAUUCAUUCUCCGAAACAAAGAACAAAAGAAGAGAGAGAAAAACAAUAAUGAUGUCCCCAUGGCAUGUGAUCGUAGCGAUUGUUCUCUUGCUGUGUGCAACAAACCUGAGCCUGGCUCAGAACACUCCUCAAGACUAUCUUGAGGUGCACAACCAGGCUCGAGCGGAGGUUGGCGUUGGUCCACUGUCGUGGAACCACACCCUUGCAGCCUAUGCUCAGAGGUAUGCGAAUGAGAGGAUCCCUGACUGCAACCUUGAGCACUCUAUGGGACCCUACGGCGAGAAUCUGGCAGAAGGGUACGGCGAAAUGAAGGGUUCAGAUGCUGUGAAAUUCUGGCUCACUGAGAAGCCUGAUUAUGACUACGGUUCCAAUCGUUGUGUUCACGAUGAGUGUGGGCAUUAUACUCAGAUUGUGUGGCGCAAUUCUAUUCAUCUCGGGUGUGCAAGAGCUAAGUGUAACAAUGGUUGGAUGUUCGUCAUCUGCAGCUAUUCUCCACCAGGAAACUAUGAAGGAGAACGACCUUAUUGAUUCUCUUUCUUAUCAAUAUGUGCUACCUCGUAGAGUGUCCUGUUUUUAUGUCUUUGUUUGGAAAUCACCAUGUGUAAUAUUCAAAUAUAUUUAGCUAUUAUAUGAAGACAUUUAUCAGUACAACCGUAAUUAAUUAGUUUUUUA